UUUCCCAUUCGUGCAUACGCAGUUGGCCCACCGGAGUUAAUGCGUGAGGUUGUGUAUGUUGAUUCGCUUUCGGGUUCCCCACUCCGCGUCCUCGGUGUUUCAAGGAACCUUAUCACCCGACUGAUAAGUGCUUAUCACAGCGGACAACAAUAGACUUAGAGAUACGAGAUUCCGAACAUUAACGAGAAUUCGUCGCGUUGAGUUGGCAUCCGCAGUUUGAGGAGCCGCGAGAAUGACGGUCAUCACGAAGGCGAUCACAGAGAAGAAGGCGUCCGACAAAACGGAGCAGCCAUUGUUUGUGGAGGAAAAUACGGCGGAGGGCACGAAAGCCGAUCCUGAAGCAGCGCGUCCGAAGAUUGAUGUGACUGGACGUUACUUGCUUACCAGAAGAAGCGUCCACCGUAUACAUGUGACAGCAACAUUGAUGCUCUUUCUUCUUGCAUUGAUGAUUCUGCUCAUUGGCAUGAUCGCUGGACUAUAUCUCUACAAACAAUAUGCGAGAACUCAAAUGCGCAGAUUUCGCACGGGCUGGUACAGCAUCCCCUAUGACAGCUCAAAUAAAGCGUCUUAUGGCAAUAAUGCAGUUCACCAGGGGCUGUUUGCUGACUCCGAUCUGUUCACCAAAAGUCUCACCAGAGCCAUGGAGCAGGAUGCGAUGGAUAUUGCUAGACAUCUAGAUAACGACAUCAAUAAUUUCUUCAAAGAGAGAUUUGAAAUUGAUCUUGAGAAUGAGCAUUAUGAGAAGAUCGACGUGCCUGAUUUCCGUGGUGGACGACAAGGUCGCUUCAUACAUGACUUUAACAUUAAUAAGACAGGUAUCGUAGACAUUGAUGGUCAGUGUUGCUUUGUUAUGCCAUUGAAUCGUCAGCGCGUAUUACCGCCCCGUAAUAUGUAUGAUCUCCUUAGAAAAAUGUACAACGGUUACUAUGAAGUGGACACUGCAAUUGUACGUGAAACUAUGAAAGUAAUCACACCGCCAAUCACCGACAUGUCAGUCGUCGGAACGUAUAUAGCGCGUGAAUGCCAAGACUUGCCUACUUAUAUGCUGCAGAAAGUGAAUUCUUCUAGUAUUGUAAAACGCAGCGCAUCGCAGAGUGGCGUAUUCGGACAAUUCGCCGGCAAUAGCAUUAUGGAAGUUGAUAUCGUAAAUUUAGAAGAUUUCGAAUGAAACUAUGAGAAAUUGAGCGAAGGAAAUUUUCAAUUAUUCUAGAAUAUUAAAACCACCAGUAGAUGAAUGUAUAAAAAUUAUACGCUGUCCAGGAUGGACCUAGGUAAAUAUUCUGUCGAGUUUAGGAAGAGAGAUCGUUAUUUUGCAUUUAUUGUAUAUCAAUUAAUUCCUUGCCGUUUCUUCUAUAAACUUAUGUUUCAGAGAUAUUCUCAUAUUUGUCGAGAUUUUCAUUACAAGUCUUUCCAUUUUUAUUAGUUAUUCCAUUUUUUAUUAAGUUUAGACUGUAAUAUUAUACAAUUCAAGUACUCGAUUUAUUAUUAUCGAUCUGAAAUCGAUUUAACGCAUCAUAAAAAAAGUCCUUUAUAAUAUCAUGAGAGGCUAAACGAGUGAACGACUGAAUCAUUAUAAAAAAAGAAUGAAAGAAGCUUGACUAAGAUGGUAUAUUGUCUGCAAGUUGGUUCUUAUAGGAAAAUUAAUAUUUCUUCCAUAUUCUUGAGAUAUAUUAUUCAAACAAGUAGCAAACGCGAUGUUAUUCCAUAGUAAUAACAUAUUUAUUAUUAUUAUGGAUUCUGAUACACAGCUUGUUGAUUAUAUUUACAAAUGUGCAUUAAUAAUCGACGGAAACCAGUAGAAUAGCCGUGCACUGUGGUUGCGCUUACAAUGCAGUUUUACGAUAUGUUAUUAGUAUAUUAGAAAAUGUUUAUUUGUAAAUUAUUAGAACAAUCUAUUGUUCAUAUUAUGGACAAAUGCUUGAACAUAAUAUGCUCGAAAUACAAAACGAAUUGCUACAGAAUUAAUUUUCAAGAUACGUUUCGAAAUAAGAAAUACAUUGAUUUUGCAAUUAAUGUAAAGCACAUUAAACGUUUAUAAGAUUAUUAUGACUAUAUAAAUAUUUUUACAAAACAUUGGAUUGAAAAAGUUAACACAGAAUGCUGGUUCAGGAGAGAUCUUGGUGUGUUUGGACAUUCCAUAAGACUUGUUUAUCUCUUCUGCAUUUCUAAUCGUAAAAAGUUAUAUGUGCUUUCAUAAAUAUUAAUAAUGCGUAUUUUAAAUAUACGUUUUGUGUACUAAUUCAUUGUCAGUUUAUCAUACAUAAGAAACUGAAAAUUAGAACAGGAAUAGAUAAGAACUGAGUGCAAAUUAAUAUUAGUCUAUUUUGGUGCAUUAUCUUAUAGAAAAAAAUAGUAUUUAAUUUCUUUUUCUAAUUUUAUCAUAACAUGCGCGCGCAGUAUGUAUACAAUAUGUCGUUACUCAAAUGUAUCCAGGUACUCGGACAUUCUGUAUUUAUCUUAAAUGUUGUUACAAAUAUAUUUAUAAAUAUUAAUAUUUAA
Pogonomyrmex barbatus (red harvester ant) is the source of this 2499-nucleotide messenger RNA. Its product is annotated as integral membrane protein 2C. Gene Ontology annotation, molecular function: amyloid-beta binding. Lineage: Eukaryota; Metazoa; Arthropoda; Insecta; Hymenoptera; Formicidae. Gene Ontology annotation, cellular component: Golgi apparatus; plasma membrane; extracellular exosome. Gene Ontology annotation, biological process: negative regulation of amyloid precursor protein biosynthetic process. The record is from RefSeq and is a predicted model, not a curated record.